AAUUUUUUAUUAUCACGAACUCGGCAUCCCUAAUAACCUGACGUAAUAUGUAGAAUUGUUGGCAUUUAUAUUUCAAUAAAUGUAAUAUUUAAAAAAAAUUCUUAUUAAAAUAUGAAAACGAUUGAACUGCAAAGAAUAAAAUCGAUGAGCAUUUCUCAUGAAAAGGGUCGACAAAGUCAGCAGGGAGAUUCCCAUAAUAUUACCGCAGAGAAAUUGUUCAAUCCAUCUAUUGAAUAUGACGAUUUAUUGCUGAAAUUGAAAGAGGAAUUCAACAAAGUCUGGGAUACAGCCAAAACAUCGCCCGAUAAUGGUCUUGAGGGGUUCGAUGAGUUGGCCACAUUGGGUGCAGGAUCAUUUGGUCGUGUGAUUUUGGUUAAAAAUCGUCAAACUGGUAACUAUUAUGCAGUGAAAAUAUUAAUUAAGGAUCAAAUUGUGAAGACGAAACAAGUGACCCAUGUCCACACUGAGAAGAGAGUAUUGUCAUCUAUACGAUUUCCAUUUUUAAUUCACUUGGAAUUUUCUAGCAAAGAUUUUGAUUAUCUGUAUUUGGGAUUGCCCUUCAUCAAUGGUGGUGAAUUGUUUACCUAUCAUCGCAAAGUUCGCAAGUUUAAUGAGAAACAGGCACGGUUUUAUGCAUCCCAGGUUUACAUGGGUCUAGAGUAUUUACAUGGCAUGAGUUUGUUGUAUAGAGAUCUAAAACCUGAAAAUAUUCUCAUCGAUUCCAAGGGGUAUAUAAAAAUUACAGAUUUUGGAUUUGCUAAGAAAGUAGAAACCCGUACAAUGACAUUGUGUGGAACACCCGAAUAUUUAGCUCCUGAAAUUAUUCAAUCUAAACCCUAUGGCACAAGUGUCGACUGGUGGUCCUAUGGCAUACUGCUCUAUGAAUUGGUGGCUGGAAAUUCUCCUUUUUCUCCACACAACAAAGAUGUCAUGAUGAUGUACACUAAGAUCUGUGAUGGAGAAUAUAAAAUGCCUACAUUUUUCAGUGCACCUCUGAAAGAUUUAAUUGAUAAUCUGCUGCAAGUUGACCUCUCGAAAAGAUUCGGUAAUUUGGUCAAUGGAAACAAGGAUAUAAAAAAUCAUGCCUGGUUCAAGAACGUCGACUGGUAUGGACUUUUAAAUCAAGAUUUCGCAGCACCAUUUAUACCGCGUGUGACCAAUAUGGAAGAUGUCUCCAAUUUCGAUCGAUUUCCCGAUCCAAAACCAUUGCAUCGAUCUAAAACCAAUCGUCAUGCAGAUUUAUUUGUGGAUUUUUAAAUUGUACAAAUAAAAGAUUGCAUCUGAAUAUUA
Messenger RNA from Musca domestica (house fly), 1290 nucleotides. RefSeq names its product cAMP-dependent protein kinase catalytic subunit 2-like. Bases 112 to 1257 code for a protein of 381 amino acids. The transcript is spliced from 7 exons. Gene Ontology annotation, cellular component: nucleus; cAMP-dependent protein kinase complex. The record is from RefSeq and is a predicted model, not a curated record. Gene Ontology annotation, biological process: peptidyl-serine phosphorylation. Gene Ontology annotation, molecular function: ATP binding; cAMP-dependent protein kinase activity. NCBI's taxonomy places the organism in Eukaryota, Metazoa, Arthropoda, Insecta, Diptera, Muscidae.